This is a messenger RNA of Phlebotomus papatasi, 6248 nucleotides long. RefSeq lists its product as uncharacterized. NCBI's taxonomy places the organism in Eukaryota, Metazoa, Arthropoda, Insecta, Diptera, Psychodidae. The record is from RefSeq and is a predicted model, not a curated record. The transcript is spliced from 3 exons. The coding region runs from base 1478 to 2569 and encodes 363 amino acids.
AGUGAGAAGUUUCCAAUAAAAUCCAUUAGUACGAAUCAGUUCUUUGUAAUGAACAGUGAUAAAUACACAAUGAAGAUAUCUUCAGAAACCUUACUAACGAGAAGAAAAUCCAGGAAGAAUUCAAGCGAAAAGGCCAAAAAAACUCAUCUAUCAAAAAGUGCACAACAUGAGAAAUCUCACCAACCAGAAGAGAAGGAGAAGGAAAAGUCUAAGAUGAAUAAUUUAGGAAUACAAGAUUCACCGAGGAGUAGAAAUUAUAUUUCUAUAUUACAAGGAUACACAUAUUUUUUAAAUACCCAACAUUCAACUUUUGUGACUAUAGGAUUCUCUUCGAAAGACUUUUCACCUAUUGCUCAGAUUUCUACUCAAAAUCAUCACUUUGGCGUGGAUUCUAUACAUUUUAAUCGUAAUCAAUGGUCUACAAUUUAUGCGGGAAGAGAAACAAUUGCCAAGAAGAUGGACACAGCUGAAGACGAGGGAGAUCACAUUUUCGGGAACGAAUUCUUCACUUCGUUAAAAGAUCAAAAUGUAGUUAAGAUAGAUUUUAUGGGGUUCAAUGAUAUGCGUUGUGUUGUUUUUACCCAAAAUCAUAUUUCAGUUGUUCUAACGAAAAAAGAAUUUGAAAAUCUAAUGCUAUUAAAUGAUUUUAUUAAUACGUCUCUUAUUUAUAAUAAUUCAGUGCAAUUUUUUAUUAGGGAAUAUUGUGAAAGAUAUAUAACGUCAUGCAAAAAUCUUAAUGUUAAAAAAAUGGACCCUUCAUCUUAUACAUCUCCCAUGGAUUCACGUCCUCCUAUAAACUAUUUCAGAUUAUUUAGUGAAAUUCCUUUUAUAUAUGAAAAAGUUACAGAAAUAACAUUUACUGAUCAAAUUUCAAUUUGAUUGUAUAAUAAUAAAUUCUGUUUAAUAAAUCACUUUCUCUGUUUAAAUUGUAUCUUUUCUUUUUUUUGCUACGUUUCGCUGAUAAAUCAAAAAGAAUAUUUCAUCGAUACGAUAAUUGACGUAAUCACAUUCUCUAAUUUCUCUGAAAAAAAUAUGCAGAGAGAAUUGUGUCGAAGUAUUGUGAAAUUGUUUCAUUCUCUAUUCAACCUGUGUAUAGUGCAUAACUGGAUAACUGUAAAAGGUCAAUUAAAGAUGGAUAAUUCAAAGUUUUUAGACGAGAUUGUACUAUCAAACAAAAGUCUUCCAAUUUUGUUUGAAAUAUUAAAAGAACCGCGAAUGGACUUUCUUAAACAAAGUGUACUGUGCGAGAUAGAAAAUUUAUUGGAAAAAGGAUCUGUAGUAACAGAUAAUGAAAAGGCAAAUUUUGCUCGUGAAAUUUUCAACGUCGAUGGAUAUGAAGCUAUUUGUAUUCGCAUCCUUAAAUUACUUUGGCCUGAAACCGGUAAGUUAAAAUUAAAAUAUUUAAGUGUCACUUACAUAAUUACUGCUAUUCAAAUACUAUAUUUGUAUAUUAAAUUUAAUAAUUUUAUUAGGAAACAUGAUUUCUUCACCGAUGUGUACGGAAAAACAAUUGUCAAAUGCUACAAUUGAUCUACGAUCAGAAAUAUUAUUCGCUCAGCUUCAGAACUCCGACACGAUCUUGCAGAGUAAUUCUAUUAAUCCGUCAAUACUAGAGGAAAUUUUGGCAGAGCCGCAUUCAAUAGACGAUCAACGUGAUAAUCCUGAUAUGGAUGUUGAUUUAGAGAGAAUGGAGAAUAAUCAACAAAAUUUUCAAAUAGGACAAGGUAUUGAUUCUGAAAUAAAUUCGGGUCCACAAAAGACGGUUGAGAUCUUGGGAAAGGAAAAAACAUUCAACAGACGCUUUAAGGUUACCCAGAUGUCUGUGCAUUUCCGCCUCAAACGUCCUGAAAAUGCUACGCAUGGAUUUGAUUGGAUGAGUGAUGCCUUUCAAGAGAUUAUUGAGGCUAUUGCAAGCGAAGGGGAUAAUGGUGAUAAAGCUGCGUUGGAGUUUCAUCUACCCAAAAAGCCUGAAAUAGUACCAAUAUAUGUUGGUCUCACCCCUAUCAAAGCCCUCACCCCCGAUAUGUUACUGGACCGCAUAGAAAAAGUUAAUCAAAGUAACGCAUCAUUUGGUGUUUCCGAUGAUCUGUUAAUUGAGGCAAACAUUGUUCAUAUGAUGCAAGGCAGCGGUAGGAAUAAAGCUUCUAAUAUGAGCUUAUCUGAAAUGAGGAGGUACAAAAAGUACAGUAUUAUUGAUACUGGAUCUCAGGAGCUUUGUUUGCCAAUAGCCCUCCUUUUUGGAAGGGUAAUUAAUAUGAAAAAUCGGGAGAAACGUAAUAAAACUCUGAAGAGCUGGACAAGAUAUCAUAAAUUAUUAAAGGAAUAUGCUGUUAAUCUCAUCAAACAGUGCAAUGUUCGAGAAUCACCAAAGGGAGAGUAUGAUUUAAGUUUGAUUUCAAAUUUUGAAAAGGUAUUUCCAAAAUAUUUUGUAAAAGUGUUUGAUAAUGUACAUGAUUGGAAGAGUGUUGCAUACGAAUCUCAGCAUACUUCGCAAAAUUCAGUGUUUCGUAUAAAUAUCUUUUUUGAUAAAAAAAGCAAUCACUAUUUUUUGAUCAGAAAUAUUUUUUAAUUUUAGAAGUGAUUGUAAAGUAUGCAACACUUUAUAUAAUCAUAAUCAUAUAUGCUCCCUGAAAUGUAAAUAUUGUGAUUCUGUACCCCCUUGCCCAUCCGUGACCACACUUAUAAAAUGCAAAGACUGUAAUCGGAACUUUCGAGGAGAUGAUUGUUACAAAAAUCAUAAACCUAAAAUGUGUGGCACAUUUAAGAUUUGUGAAUCUUGUAAUAAUCUUUACAAAGUUACUUCUAACAUUAUUCAUGAAUGUAACAAAAGAAAAUGUUAUAAUUGCAAUAAAACAAAAGAAGUUGGACACUAUUGCUAUGUUUCUAAAUUUAAAAGAAAGACUCCAGAAAAAUUUCAGAUUAUAUUCUAUGAUUUCGAAUCUCAGCUCAUUUCUCAGGGCCAAGGGUUUUACAGGCAUGUGCCAAAUCUUUGUGUCAUCAAUGUUGUAUGCCAUGAAUGUUACUCUGCAUCGUUGUUUCCGGCAAACUGUACCAAUUGCGAUCCAUUUGAAAUUAUUUUCACUAAUGAUGCAGAAAGCUGCGUUUCAAAAUUUGUGAAUUAUGUUCUAAAAUACAGUAAAUUUCCUAUUGUUGCUAUUGCUCAUAAUUCACAAAGAUAUGACGCACAGUUUGUUCUUGAGGAAUUGUGUAAUAGAGAUCUUGAAAUUACCCCUAUUUUUAUAGGUCAAAAAAUUUUAUCUAUUUCAGUCGGAAAUGUAAAAUUUAUUGAUUCCAUAGCAUUUAUACCAUUUGCAUUGUCAAAAUUUGGUUCAAGUUUCGGCCUCAAAGACUGUACAAAGGGAGAAUAUCCGUAUAAGUUCAAUAUCCCAAAAAACGAUUAUUAUGUUGGACCUUAUCCUUCGAUUGAAUAUUAUCCUAUUGACAGUAUGUCAUCGGAUAAAUAUUCUAAAUUUGUUAAAUGGUAUGAUGAAAAUAAACAUCAUACCUUUAACAACAAGUACGAACUCAUAAAGUACUGUCAACAAGACGUACACAUUUUACGCGCGGGUUGCUUAAAUUUCAUGGAUUCAUUUCUUAAAACCACUGGGAUCAAUCCUUUCCUGCAAUCCGUUACAAUCGCGGAUGCCGUAAUGAAGGCAUACAGAAAAAAUUAUUUGAAAGAGAAUACAUUGGCUAUUACUCCUAAAAAUAAUUAUGAUACGAAUUUUAUUAAUUUACAAAGUAAAAUUGGUCUUAGAUGGCUGAUUUUUCAAAAAGAGACUAAUUUCCCAAAUAUACGAUAUGAGGUAAAAAUAAAAAAAUACAAAUUAUAUUGUUGACGGAUUUGAUGAGGAGUCUAAUACAAUAUUCGAAUUUUUGGGAUGUUUUUACCAUGGACAUAAAUGUUUGUCAAAUCGUAUGUACCAGUGCAGCAAAAACCCUGCUGAUACAUUGGAAAAUAGAUAUAAAACUACGAUGCAGAGAAUAAAAAAGCUAAGAAAUAUGGGGUAUAACAUGAAUUUGAUUUGGGAGUGUAAAUUUCGUAAGAUUCUAAAAUCACAUCCUGAUUUGAAAAUCUUUCUUGAAAACCACAAUGAGAUUAUCAAUUCAGGGUUUGAUUUAAGGUCUGCUGUGUAUGGAGGACGUACGGAAGUAUUCAGAUUGUACUAUAAAGCCCGACCAGGUGAUAAGAUGUAUUAUUACGAUUUUACAUCUUUGUACCCUUGGGCUAAUAAGUAUACUAAAUACUUCGCAGGUCAUCCAAAAAUUAUUCGGAAUUUUACAUUACCUGAUGAAAUUUUAACCUAUGAUGGCGUCGCAAGAUGUAGGAUAUUACCCCCGCGUAAACUUUAUUUACCAUGUCUGCCUUAUCGGUGCAACAACAGGUUAACUUUUCCUCUUUGUGCUAUAUGUACAUCAGAGAAAUCCGAUCUAGAUAAAUGUACACAUAGCGAUGAUGAGCGUUCCUUAUUAGGCUAUUGGUCUUUAGAUGAAAUCAGAUUAGCAGUUCAAUAUGGCUACAAAAUUCUGGAGGCUCAGGAAUUAUGGUCAUAUGACGCAAUUCAAUAUGAUCGUAAUUCCGGAGAAAGGGGAUUAUUCGCAGAUUACGUGGAUAAUUUCCUGAAAAUAAAACAGGAAUCCAGUGGGUGGCCUGAGGAUUGUGAUACCGAAGAGUCCAAAGAUCAAUAUCUUCAGAAGUAUUUUGAGAAUGAAGGUAUUAUACUCGAUAGGGCAAAUAUAUCUGAAAAUAAGGGCCUCCGUAGUUUGUCAAAACUUAUGUUGAACAGCCUAUGGGGAAAAUUCAUCCAAAGAGAGAAUCUUAAGAAAAUAACUAUCUGUAGUUCGCAGGCAGAAUUAAUAUCAUUUGUGUCAAAUAAAGAAAUCGAGGUACAUCAGUUAUACCUAUGCGGACGAAACAAAAUCUUUGUGUCCUGGUCAUAUCUCGCUGAAUGUACUCCACCCUCACAACAUAUUAGCAUAGGGGUAGGAAUCUGUACCACAGCGAAUGCUAGAAUAGCUCUUUAUAAAGCAUUAGCUACAGUUGGAAGAAAUGCCCUUUACUGUGAUACAGAUUCCAUAAUAUUCCUAGUACCCUCUGGGCAAGAAAACCCUUUGAAAACAGGUUCUUUUUUGGGGGAACUGACGGAUGAGUUAUCUUCAUAUGGGCAGGGGGCUUACAUAGACGAAUAUGUAUCAACAGGCCCUAAAUCAUAUGGUAUUCGUAUAUAUAAUCCUAUAACAGGGAAGCAUUCUUAUAAAGUAGUAUUUAAGGGCAUCACAAUGAAUAGACAUGUUGAAGAAAAAGUAAAUUUUGAUGCCCUUAAAUCACUUGUUAGUGGUGCAGACCCUAUAGAGGUUAAAUAUACGGAUACCAUAUUUCGAGGAGAAAACUUUCGUCUUUCGUCUGGACCAUCUUCUAAAACUAUCAAGUUUACGUUUGAUAAACGUAGAUGUGUUAAUAAUAAUGAUACUUUACCAUACGGAUAUUAAAAUAUUUAAGAUUAUUUAUUUAUUUCAUUUUAUUUGCUUGUCAAAAUAUUGUCAUUAAGUUUAGCCCAUUUUUUAUCGUAUAAUUAUGUUAUUCAUAUUUUUGAAAAUAAUUUUAUAUCUUUUGUAAAUAUCAUUGAAAAUAUAACUUACUAGAACACAAAAUAUAUUUUUUAUUGUUUUAUUGUCAACUCUUAUAGUAUCCCACUAAUUUUAUAAAUAGAAGGUGAAAAGAGUUAUCAGAAUUAGUUCCACAACAAUAUUUGAAAAUGCAGCUCAAAUUUCCUGUACCUUUCUCGAUUAUACUUGCAGGGCCAUCUGGCUGUGGAAAAUCCACCUUUGCAUACAACAUUUUAAACAACUUACAUGCAUUAACGAACACCGAGUUUUCUAGAAUCAUAUGGUGUUUUUCUGAGAAUGGCAGUAUAGGUGCUAUACCUAAAAUAAAAAAAUUGGAAGUUUGUAAAGGAAUUCCUGAGAAUUUUGAUCAGAGCACCAAUGAUAUGUUGCCUAAACUUAUUAUACUUGACGAUUUAAUGACAAAUAAGGAAUAUGAGCCAAGAAUAUGUGAUUUAUUUAUAAAAGAAUCACACCAUAAAAAUAUUUCAAUAAUUUUCAUUUGCCAAAAUAUAUUUUACCAAUCUCGGUUAGCACGAACGAUUUCAUUAAAUACAAAGUAUUUAGCGAUUUUUCGUAAUGUACGCGACAAAUCGCAAUUUUUACCUCUUGCAAGGCAGCUUCACCCUGAAAAUCCUUCUGAA